Pleurotus ostreatus (oyster mushroom) is the source of this 435-nucleotide messenger RNA. RefSeq lists its product as uncharacterized. NCBI's taxonomy places the organism in Eukaryota, Fungi, Basidiomycota, Agaricomycetes, Agaricales, Pleurotaceae. The transcript has 2 exons. The record is from RefSeq and is a predicted model, not a curated record. Bases 1 to 435 code for a protein of 144 amino acids.
AUGUCAGACCCCAGCUAUCGGUCGGUCGCAUUCUCUUCUCUAUUCAUGGCGCUGACCUUGAGCGUUGGCGUCACCUAUCAGGACACCCCUGUGCCCCUCUGGGACUCGCUGAAACGUCGGUUCUUGCGUCAUUUCAGAGCUCUAUUCGGUGUCGAUGAAAGGUUAGACUUUGCUCCUGUCACGGCCCCGCCUGCGUCGGAUCUGGAGAUACCAGAGCAGCAGCCAGUUCCGUCUGCAAGGCCUGGUUGGUUCAGGCCUCCAGUAGGUGGACAUGUGCGCCCUCCUCCAAAUCAACUUCACGAAGAAUCCGUACUGGAAGACCAUAGCGACGUACUGGAAGACAGCGAUAGCGAGAAUGAUUUCAACGCAGUACCGGCGGAUAGCGCAAAAAUCCAGUAUACGAUGGUAGGAACCAAGCGGCCUAAGCCCCGAUGA